Molecule: messenger RNA, 780 nt
Organism: Papaver somniferum (opium poppy)
Lineage: Eukaryota; Viridiplantae; Streptophyta; Magnoliopsida; Ranunculales; Papaveraceae
Exons: 1
Coding region: 1-780 (259 amino acids)
Molecular function (GO): protein dimerization activity
Source: RefSeq, a predicted model, not a curated record
AUGGACAAGCGAUGGUUAGAUCAACUUCAACAACCAUUGCAUGCUGCAGCACAUUAUCUUAACCCACAAGUAUACUGGGCUACACUUGGAAGUCCUGAACUGAUUGAAUCUGAUCAGUCUAUCAAAGAAGGUUUACUGGAUUGCAUAGGCAAGCUGUCAGAAGAUUUUGAGGAGGAAUCUAAGAUCCUAGUCGAACUUGUUCCGUAUCGCACUAGGAGGGGCCGACUAGGAAGAGCCAAUGUCGUAGCUAGUAUCCAGUCUCUUGCACCUGUUAAGUGGUGGAUUACAUUUGGAAGUGAGAUUCCAAACUUGCAAAAGUUUGCCAAAAGAGUUCUUGGACUUACAACUUUAGCAUCCCCAUGCGAAACGAAUUGGAGUGCGUUCAAAAAUCUUCAUACGAAGAAAAGGAACCGUUCAGACCAUGAAAAGUUGAAUGAUCUUGUGUAUGUUCAAUAUAAAAAGAGAAUUAGGAAGCGUUUCGAAGAACGCGUAAUGGGGUCUGAGGUAGAUCCAAUUGUGCUGAAGACAAUGGAAGAGUGGCUAGAUCCUCAUGAUGCUAGAGACGACCUUGUAGAAGGAACAGAUUUCACUUAUGGAAUACUUGAAGAUGCUGAAGGAAGUGAAAAUGAUGAGCAUCCUCCUCCAAUUACUCGUCAACAAACAUACAAACGCCGUCGCACUAAUACAAAUGCCUCCAGCCAGCCAGAAUCAUCAUCAAGGGAAAUAACAACAUCAACAAGGACAUCUACUCGUGCUCGUGCUCGUUCAUCACAAGUUUAG